This is a messenger RNA of Tuber aestivum (summer truffle), 592 nucleotides long. The record is from the annotation of a GenBank genome assembly. NCBI's taxonomy places the organism in Eukaryota, Fungi, Ascomycota, Pezizomycetes, Pezizales, Tuberaceae.
AUACGGCACGUCACCGCACCGCACCGUACAGGACUGACACCGCAUUGCAAAUUACGCUAAAUUAUACUAAGGAGAUAAAAUACCGGAAAAUGGUAUUCCCCACCUUAAGCUUUAAUGCCGAGUAAUCCUGUUUUCCUUCCUAUAUUUUUACGUCAGAAAUUCUUAACAAAGGUGCGAAUGCCAAUACCCAAGCUUUUUCAUAACGCUCGGCUCACGGCGCUUGGCAGGCUUGCGGUGCGUUGCGUACUGGUAUCAUAUUGAAUGGUACUGUACUGUACUCGUACCUUACCGUAAACUCACCGUUCGAUCAUGCCAUGCUGUCCACUGUUAUGGGUUCCACGAAAUUCUCCGGUGAAUUCUUCUCUUUAAAGGGGUCCUUUGACCUGCUGGGAAAGAAGCAGGACAGAGGGCGAAGCACCAAGGUGGAGAGGCCCAUCGAGCCGGGUCUUUCCUGUUUCAUUUUUCAUGGACUUCUUUUUCUGUACUGCUGCUUCUCACGAUGGGGUUGGGGAAGGGACUUUCUACCUGAGAUACAGGUAUGCCAGAACCCCACUAAGGGGCACCGGACCGGGAAAGGGUCUAACAACACUGU